CGCAUGGUGCAUAUUGAUCCAAAGCCUCUUUUGUUAUAUCGUAUUUACACAUGAGUUCCAGGAUUCUAAAUCUUCACGGUUCCUAGACUAACAAUCACUGAAGGUUGAGCGAGUUGCACGUGUCCGCACACAUGCCACGUAACCGCUGUCUCGAACCACAAGAACAGUUUUCGUCAGCACUGGAGUCGAUGUGAAGCGAGUUUGCUAAUUCUGAUUCGAUGCCCAGCGUCGGACGGCAAAAUGGCAAACACGGGAAUUGGCAAAUUGAGAGCUUUGGUCAUCUUUGGGCUGGUGGCCGGGGUGGUGGCGUGGGUCGCCACUUGGCACGACGAGUUCACCGUCACAACUGAGAUGUCUGUAGCGAGAGGGGCUGAGGAGGUGUACCGGCUCAUUGCUGACUUACGGAAUCACAAGAAGUACCAUCAGUAUGUCCCGAAAGAGACGGAAUUAUUGCACUCAGGGACGACUGAUGAUGGAAUCGAAGUGCGAACCUUCCGAACGAGAGAACUUGUACCUCUACCCUUUGGGUUUCACAUACCCAUCACCUUCGAUGCAACAACUAAACUGACAAAACCCAACAGAGAACUGGUUAUUGAACUAGCCGUAAUAGGGGGAACAAAAGGGACUUCCACCUGGACUCUGGCUGCCAACAAAGGCACAGCAGGUGCUGCAGUGGGCACGCUAGUGCGCGAGGAAUUCACCUUGGAGUGUAUGUGGAUCACCUGCAGCUUCGUGGAGGAGAAGGCGAGGACGUCUCACGCCGAACUCUUUCGGAAUAUGAAGAAUGACCUCGACGGAACGGGGGAGGUUUGAAACGACUGUCCCUUCGCUUCCGCGGUGGCAUUGCAUCAGAACCUCUGUGGCUUUAAUCCAGUUUUUACGGCUUUAAAUUUGAAGUCGCAACGAGCUGGACAUGUCCGUGGCACUCACAAUCGGCACACUAGUUGUGAAAAUGACGUUCAUCACCAAGGUUAUCUGCUACCUUGCCCUUCAGCUCCUUCGGAUGACGUAACUAUGUGAGGUCCUUUGUUUUUGUGGACCACCUUGAUAAUGUUUCUGGUUAGGGGUCGCCAAAACACCCCCCCGACAAGCUGAGGCAUAACCCAGCUCACAACCACCCCACCACCACUGAACACUGCCACUGUGCCAGCCAUGCCAGCAGCUUUUGACCAUGUUGUAGUGUUUUCUUUGCAAUUAACUACAAAUUAUCAGUGAACAUGAAAUAGAAAGAAAAAAACAUAUGACAUUAG
Acanthaster planci (crown-of-thorns starfish) is the source of this 1250-nucleotide messenger RNA. RefSeq lists its product as uncharacterized. NCBI's taxonomy places the organism in Eukaryota, Metazoa, Echinodermata, Asteroidea, Valvatida, Acanthasteridae. The record is from RefSeq and is a predicted model, not a curated record.